CGGGGACGGAGACUGUGGAUCCACCCUUAGAAGGGGUGCAGAAGCAAUGAAGACCUGGAUUGAAAGCGAAGAGCUGCUCUAUUUUACAUGUCUCAUGUCUCUAAUUAUUGCUGAGGAGGCUAUGGGAGGAAGCUCAGGGGCGUUCUAUGGGUUGUUCCUGCUAACAGCUCAACAAGCAUAAGGAGAUGAACCUGGAUUUGGUGAUUGGGUAGAAGCCCUCAGGCAAGGCAUGGACAGAAUUAUGAAGUAUGGCAAAGCAGAGGUUGGGGACAGAACCAUGCUGGAUCCGCUUGACGCAGCAUACAGGAUACUGAAGGAAGGCCACACUAACAACUCGUACUCUAUGAAGACCUUGGAAGAUGCAGUCAAUGCUGCUGAGCAAAGUGCUGAAGCUACAUCUAUGAUGGCCGCCAGAGCUGGCAGAGCAAGAUACGUCAACCCAGACCAGUUAGGACGACCUGAUCCUGGGGCAAUGGCUGUUGCUAUUUGGCUCCGAGCAGCACAUAAUGCAUUGAGAGCUAUAAGCUCCUUCUGUGAUGUGGGUUUUUCAAUAAAAGAGUCAGAAAGCAGAUGGUAAAAUGCUUUAUUCCUUGCUCUAAAGAUUCAAGGAUGCCAGCUUUUUGCAUGAAUUUAGACCUUUUAGGGCAUGAUGAACGUUACAAGAUGUCAUAAUUAGUAA
Messenger RNA from Strongylocentrotus purpuratus (purple sea urchin), 679 nucleotides. RefSeq names its product triokinase/FMN cyclase-like. Gene Ontology annotation, biological process: glycerol catabolic process. Gene Ontology annotation, cellular component: cytosol. Gene Ontology annotation, molecular function: glycerone kinase activity. Lineage: Eukaryota; Metazoa; Echinodermata; Echinoidea; Camarodonta; Strongylocentrotidae. The record is from RefSeq and is a predicted model, not a curated record. The transcript has 5 exons. The coding region runs from base 230 to 577 and encodes 115 amino acids.